AAUUCUGGAAGGUGUACUUGUUGACUGGGCAACAACGUGAGGCUCGCAAAAGGGGGCAAGCUCUCAGUUUUGUACUCCAAGCGAAUAUGAUGCUGGCCGCGACGUCGACGCAGCGCCUGCGCCGCGAGGCUGCCUCGGUGCUGCGUGACCCUCGCAACGCGCGGCAUCUGCACUUGCUGCAGCAGCAACUGGGAAGCUCGCUGCAGCGCAAUGGAAUGCGUGGAGUGCUCCGUGGUGUCCAGCAGAACCCGAUGAUGAUGCGUCAAGUGCUGCAGUCCACGCGCCCGCACACGUUCCUCCGAAGGACGAACGCGGACAAGCCGCUGAGCUGGGCGACAUGGCUUCAGGAGAAUAUCCCCAAAGGUUUCGGUCGUUUCUACCCCAAGAACGGUGCUAGUGGCGCUGGCAAAGCCGGUGGUCCGCCCAAAACUGCCCCCAAGACAGGUGAGAAAGGAGCUGGAGACGUCAAGAAAUUAAGCUCCAAGACAGCAGAGAAAAAGACUGGAGGCAGUGGAGGUUCAGGAAGCGGUGGAGGCCCCAACGGCAAAGAUGGCAUGGCCUACCUGGUCCCUCUGGCAGUAGCUGCCCUGUUCCUGUCAGACUUGGCAUCUAUUGACAAGCCAAUGCAGGAAAUUACGUAUCAGGAAUUCCGCAACACUUUCCUGGAGUCUGGACGUGUGGAAAAGCUCGUGGUGGUCAACAAGAAAUACGUCAAGGUGUUUCUAAACGACAUGGCAGGUGCAACGCAGCCAGUUGGAGCGAGCUCUACGCACGGCAAUGCCAAUGAUUUCUCGGACUGGAACGACCCUCACGCUAAGGGACACCACGAGCAUGACUUUGCUGAGUCAGACCGUCAACCUAGCAGUGGCCGAGGAGUAAGCUUGCCUGGUUUGGGAUCACGUGGUGGCGCUACUGGACGCCCCAUCAACAGCCCGACUUACUACUUCAACAUCGGCACUGUGGAAGGCUUUGAGCGACAGAUUGAGCACGCACAACAUCAGAUGGGUAUUCGCCCUCACGACUAUAUUCCCGUGCAGUACACCAACGAGAUUAGCUUCACGACGGAGCUGAUGAAGUUCCUGCCGACUAUUGUGUUGAUCGGCUUCCUGCUCAUGACCAUGCGUGGUGUCGGCGGAGGAGCAGGCGGCGGUGGCGGCGGUAUUGGCAACAUCUUCAAGGUGGGCAAGAGUCCGGCCAAAAAGAUCACCAAGGAGGACAUUAAGAUCUCGUUCAAGGACGUGGCUGGCGUGGAUGAAGCUAAGAAGGAGAUCAUGGAGUUCGUGGACUUCUUGCGUAACCAGAAGCGCUUCACGGAGCUCGGUGCCAAGAUCCCCAAGGGUGCUCUGCUUGUUGGCCCACCCGGUACGGGUAAGACGCUGUUGGCUAAGGCCACAGCUGGUGAGGCCAGCGUCCCGUUCUUCAGCAUUUCCGGCUCGGAUUUCAUUGAAAUGUUCGUCGGUGUGGGUCCGUCUCGUGUGCGUGACCUGUUCAAGGAGGCUCGUGCCAAUGCUCCGUGCAUCGUGUUCAUCGAUGAGAUUGAUGCUGUGGCGCGUGCUCGAAGCAAAGGAAACUUCUCGGGUGGCAACGAUGAGCGUGAGAAUACUCUGAACCAGCUGCUGGUCGAGAUGGAUGGCUUCAACUCGAGUGAGGGUGUUGUGGUGCUCGCUGGUACGAACCGAGCUGAUAUUCUAGACAAGGCUAUCCUUCGUCCCGGUCGAUUCGACCGGCAGAUCACCGUGGACGUCCCGGAUAUCAAGGGCCGUCGCGAGAUCUUUAAGGUGCAUCUGCAAGGCUUAACGCUCGAUGGCAACGUGGACGACUUCGCACGUCGGAUGGCUGCACUCACGCCUGGUUUCGCGGGUGCUGAGAUCGCGAAUAUCUGUAACGAGGCUGCUAUUGUGGCCGCACGACGGAAUGGCACCAACAUCUCGUUCAAGGAUUUUGAACAGGCUACCGACCGUGUGAUCGGAGGACUGGAGACCAACCGCAUCAUGUCUCCGGAGGAGAAGAAAACGGUCGCAUACCACGAGGCUGGACACGCUGUGGCUGGUUGGUUCUUGGAGCACGCUGACCCAUUGCUGAAGGUGACGAUUGUGCCGCGUGGCAAGGGAUCGCUCGGUUACGCGCAGUAUCUGCCAAAGGAGGUGGCUCUGCACAGUCGUGAGGCUUUGACGGACAUGAUGUGCAUGGCUCUCGGUGGUCGUGCGUCGGAGUUUGUGAACUUUGAUGGUCGCAUCACAACCGGCGCGUCCGAUGACCUUCGUCGUGUGACCCAGAUCGCCUACUCGAUGGUGCAGUUGUACGGUAUGAACGACCGUGUGGGCCAGCUCUCGUUCCCUCGGGAGGAAGGAGCGUAUCCGGACAAGCUCUACAGUGACAAGACGUCCGAGAUCAUGGACGAGGAAGUGCAGAAGAUCGUACACAACGCGUACGAACGCACCAAGCAGCUUCUGAUGGACAAGCAGACGCAGCUGCAUGAACUGGCCGAGGAAUUGCUGCAGAACGAGACUAUCAACCACGGAGACAUCGUGCGUGUACUGGGUCCUCGUCCGUUUGGCGGUAACAAGACGUACACGGAGUUCGUGGAGGAGUCCUGGAAGGAUGCAGACCAAUAUGAAGCAGACAAGGCCAAGGCACCCGAGACAACACCCGAAGCGAAGGAUAGUGAGACCGAGUCCAGUGAGGACGAAGCUAAGGACGAGAAGUAGACUGGUAGCCUAGCCACUGAUAAACGCACUUGUCCUGCACAAUAAACGAACCAAGAGGAACUCGUGUCUUGUACAUGUAGUUGAUUGCGUUGCUGCCCGCA
Phytophthora nicotianae INRA-310 is the source of this 2809-nucleotide messenger RNA. RefSeq lists its product as hypothetical. Gene Ontology annotation, biological process: mitochondrial protein processing; protein-containing complex assembly. Bases 87 to 2708 code for a protein of 873 amino acids. NCBI's taxonomy places the organism in Eukaryota, Oomycota, Peronosporomycetes, Peronosporales, Peronosporaceae. Gene Ontology annotation, molecular function: ATP hydrolysis activity; ATP binding; ATP-dependent peptidase activity. Gene Ontology annotation, cellular component: membrane; m-AAA complex. The record is from RefSeq and is a predicted model, not a curated record. The transcript has 3 exons.